AUGGACUCCGGACAAGGUGCAUUCCUCCAGGAGAAGGUUGAAUACGCAUUUGUGAUUAUAUUCACCACCGAAUCUUUCCUUAAAAUUGUCUCCUACGGUUUUGUACUCCAUUCGGAUGCUUACUUGCGGAAUUUCUGGAACAUACUUGACUUUACCAUCGUCGUCAUCGGUCUUUCAGCAAACACUCUUGAUAACAUGAACGUGGACGUCAAGGCACUCAGGGCAUUUCGCGUCUUGCGGCCACUCCGGCUUGUUUCCGGCAUGCCGAGUUUGCAGGUGGUGUUGAAUUCAAUUCUGACUGCUAUGCUGCCACUAUUCCAUAUCUUCCUUCUUGUCGUCUUUGUCAUCAUUGUGUACGCGAUAGUCGGUCUCGAGCUAUUCCAAAGCAAGCUCCACAGGACCUGCUACACCAACAUCAGUGGAAAGGGUAAUACAUGUUCUGUUGUAAUGCCUAUUCAAGUCACUCGGAUUCACGAGACGAGUGACGUAUGCCAAAGGAGUCAAGGGCUUAAAUGCUUAAUUGUUGAGUUUACUUUCAUUUCGAGUGGAAGUGUUGGGUGA
Protopolystoma xenopodis is the source of this 561-nucleotide messenger RNA. The record is from the annotation of a GenBank genome assembly. NCBI's taxonomy places the organism in Eukaryota, Metazoa, Platyhelminthes, Monogenea, Polystomatidea, Polystomatidae.